AUGGCUAAGGACACAAAUAUAGCCAUUUGGGUUUUUCCAUUGAUAUUCUCAGAGAAUCGGCAAAGGGGUCAAAUGUUUCAAGGACUUUGUCCUCUGCCUCUACCACUCUAUUCACUUUUUAUCCUUUCAGUACUAUCCUCGGUAGGACUUAGCAAUGUACCAGGAAUAGAAUAUGAUUGGGGAGCUCACCCCAAGUUAGUUUGCAUGCCUCUACCUGCAGAUGCUGAUCCAAGUUGUUUUCCCCCAGAUGGGGUUACUCAUGGCCCUAGCAUUAAUGGACAUAACAAUGGUCAUGGCAAUAGCCACAGUAAUGGACAUAGGAAGGGACAUUUUGUUGGUGGCUUGCCUAACAGUCCUACUGGCAGCAGUAGUCGACGGGCCAUAUCUGAUGAAGCAAAAUCUACAAUUCUGCACUUGAGGGAAAGCCUAGUACGUCAGAAGGAGACCAUUCUGGAUCAGAGGGAAACUAUACGGGAGUUGACUGCAAAACUGACACUCUGUGAGGGCUUUGGGAGAGGUGCGAGUGGGCACCACAAUGAAGAACACCAUGGACAUCAUGGCUCUCACCAUUCUUCACAUCACUCUGAUCAUUCUGAUCCCCACUAUCCCCUCAAUGGGUACCACAAUGACCAUCAUAGAGGAAAGUCACCAUUUCUGGGGAAACAUGGACCUUCCCCAGAGCAGGCAGAGAAGACCUUGCAGGCUCUUAAAGAAAGGCUGGAAAAUUUACAGGCAAGGAAUUCAUCCAGUACCUAUUCUAGUUCACUGAAAGACCUUCUGCAGCGCAAAAUUAGUGCACUUGAAGAACAGCUUCACCAUCACUAUGAUAGUCACCGUGACUAUGAUAACCACAAAUCCCAUCCUGGGCAUGGCCAUGUUGAUAAUCACCAUGAUGACCACCAUGGAGAUCCCCAUGAUGAUCAUGAUAACAACCGCCACUAUGGUCAACAUUACAGUCACUAUUAUGGCCAUCAUUAUGAUCAACUCAGUACACACCACAAUGAUAAUGAUAACCACCAUGAUAACCAUCAUAACAAUCACAAUGAUGACCAUCACGAUGACCACCAUGACAGCAGCAAGAAUGAACACCAUGAUGACCACCAUUUUGACUCCCAUGACAUUGGUCACCAUGGCAACAAUGAUCACGCCCACCAGCACCAUAGCCCUGUUAAGUCAACAGUGUCUAGAGCACGUGAUGUCUACAAUAAGUUGGAUUCUGUGCUGAGCCAUUUCUAUCACAGGUCUCCAGAAAGAGGAAACCACAAGAGACCUAAGAAUCCCGAUGGCUUUCAAAUCGGAUUCCCCAUGCACACUAACUACAUGUAUGGCCGGAUCAAGCGUACUCUUCUCAAUGAAAUUUUUGCCCUAACUGUCUGCCUCUGGCUAAAGGGGGGUUCAGGCCCAGGAAUAGGCACCCCUUUUUCUUACUCUGUUCCUGGCCAGGCUAAUGAGCUUGUCUUAAUUGAAUGGGGCAACAGUCCAAUAGAAUUACUGGUGAAUGACAAAGCUGUCACUCUACCGCUCUCUCUACAAGACAGUAAAUGGCACCAUCUUUGUGUGACUUGGUCGACUCGGGAUGGCAUAUGGGAGGCUUAUCAGAAUGGAGUGAAAAGGGGCUCUGGAGAAAAUCUGUCCCCCUGGCAUCCCAUAAAACCAGGAGGAGUCUUUAUACUGGGACAGGAGCAGGAUACUCUUGGUGGCCGGUUUGAUGCCACACAAUCAUUUGUUGGAGAAAUGUCAGACCUACAGCUAUGGUCACGUGUUCUUAACUCUCAAGAGAUAGACAACCAAGCCUCUUGUUCCAACCACCUCACUGGAGAUGUUAUUGCUUGGAGUGAAUCCAUUUUGGAACUUCAUGGAGGGGUUACCAAAUAUCCCUUUGACCCUUGUCACUAA
Molecule: messenger RNA, 1896 nt
Organism: Neoarius graeffei (lesser salmon catfish)
Lineage: Eukaryota; Metazoa; Chordata; Actinopteri; Siluriformes; Ariidae
Product: neuronal pentraxin-1
Exons: 5
Coding region: 1-1896 (631 amino acids)
Source: RefSeq, a predicted model, not a curated record